AUGGUUAUUGAUGUGGCGGGUUUCCGGUGGCUUCUGGCUUUGUGCAGACAUUCCCGAACAGGUGAAAACGUAUGGAAAAUCUCCGUAAUGUUUGCUGAUAAAAACUUAUGUUUUAAACCCAACAUAUAUUCUCAAUAUUUAACAGAUUUUCACAAAAAUCUUCAUCACAUCGAAAUAAAAGGAGAGGCAAAGAAAACUCAUGCAUUAGAAUGUGCUUCAGAUCAGGAAGUUGACGUCGAAGUACCUUUAUGUUGUACUUGA
This is a messenger RNA of Clunio marinus, 261 nucleotides long. NCBI's taxonomy places the organism in Eukaryota, Metazoa, Arthropoda, Insecta, Diptera, Chironomidae. The record is from the annotation of a GenBank genome assembly.